Messenger RNA from Ylistrum balloti, 2681 nucleotides. RefSeq lists its product as uncharacterized. NCBI's taxonomy places the organism in Eukaryota, Metazoa, Mollusca, Bivalvia, Pectinida, Pectinidae. The record is from RefSeq and is a predicted model, not a curated record. The coding region runs from base 65 to 1660 and encodes 531 amino acids. Gene Ontology annotation, molecular function: calcium ion binding. The transcript has 16 exons. Gene Ontology annotation, biological process: lipid metabolic process.
AAGUAAGUGUUACAUUAUAACACUUUGAGGAGCACAGAAGACGAGUAAAACACUUACGGAAAGAAUGCCUCAUUACAGACUUUCGAACUGCAUCAAAAGAUUCUUCAACAUUUACUCGUGUAAAAAAGAAGUUCUGAAAAUGGGAAAUAGAGCCAGCCAUCACGUAGUCGAGAAAGAGGCGGACUUUGAUGAAUUAUACGUGGAGCCGUCAACGCCACUUACGGAAUCAGAAUUACGUGCUAGACAAAUCAAUCCAGCCGAACAUGAAUUCCCGUUCGAAAACAUUGUGUUGGAGGGAGGAGGCAGCAAGGGGAUGGCCUAUUGUGGAGCCAUUCGUGCCCUCGAAGACAUCGGUUUGUUUCCACAAAUAAAGCGAUUCGCUGGAACAAGUGCCGGGGCAAUCAUGGCAGCCUUGCUGACAGUUGGUUACACUUCACAUGAUGUCGAGAAAUUCAUGAAGAAUGACAUGUCCAAGAAUUUCAUGUUAGAUGGCUCACGUGCUUGGAGAAUAUUGACUUUCUUACCGAGAUUCAUGUUCGGCUAUGGAUUAAGUCCAGCAACACAUGUGAACGAUUGGCUCGGUGAAAAGCUCCGGAACAAAACAGGCAGUGCUGAUAUAACUUUCGAGCAGCUUUACAACAUGUGUGGGAAAGAACUUUGCAUUCUGGUUACAAAUGUUAAUAAUAUGGCUGCUGAGUAUUGUCACCCAAAAACAACACCGGAUAUGCCUGUUAGACUGGCUGUGCGCAUGUCCAUGUCUAUUCCAGGCAUGUUUCAAGUGGUGAAGUAUUCACCUUAUUCUCACUUACCACCCAACAUGUAUAUCGAUGGAGGGAUUCUGUGUAACUACCCGAUUCACUGCUUCGAUGGCUGGUGGUUGUCUAUGAAGCCAGAAGAUACAUUUGUCCAUAAAAUGCGUGACCUCAAUGAGUUGCCUGCUAUUCUUAGUAAGGCAUCCAGAUUUGGAGAGCGGUCAGACAAAACCCUAGGGUUUCUUGUGUAUUCCGAGGGUGAAGCUGACAGCUUCCGGUAUUAUCUUGAGAAGCGAACACCAGUACAAUCAAGAUUCAGCUCUAGACUUAGCAGUAUGCGAAGAACAGAACAGCGUGUGAAACACAGAGAUCGGCAACGGAUUGUGGCAGCCGUCAAUCGCCUUUUGCCCCUUAUGGAUCAAUACGAGGAGAACCAUGAUGGGAAGAUUAGUAGACAAGAAUUCCAAAACAUAUAUGACCAUUUUUCGGAGGAAGACAGAAAGACAUUGUUUGGUGAUGAAGCUGAAUGUGAGGAAAUAUUUAAAAGGUUAGACAGGAACGGUAAUGGUGAGGUGACCCUCCAGGAGGUAGGGAAAUACAUAGAACAGAGAGGUCUUGCUGUAAACCAAAGAUACCUAGGAUACCAACGCCAGGAUGUCACCAGCAUCGUGUCAUAUGCCUCCACCAUAUUUAAUACCAUGCUCCUUAAUCUCAAACGGUUAUAUAUGGAGUAUGAUGACCUUGAGCGGACUGUUGGAAUAAAUACGGGACAUGUUGAAACCGCGGACUUCGACCUUGAAGAAGAAGACGUUGGCUUUAUGUUAGAGCAAGGAAGAAAAGCAACAAUGGAAUUUCUACAAAUGUAUGUGGUGAAAAAGAAGAAGGAAGAAAUAGAAGUCUCUGCUUGAGAUCCUGACAUCAAAAAAGAAGAAUAAACGAAAGUUUCACGGACUUGAGAAAACAUGUUUGAACUAUAGUGUACAUGUAUAUCAGAGUACUUGCAGAUACUCGACUCGUGCCGUUAUAAAGCGAGUUCAUAUUUUAUUUAGUUUAUAUGAAAUUCUGUAUUGUUUGGGCUUUAAACUAUUAGUUUUACCACAGUCGAGACAGGUAAAGGUGAUAAACCAAGGUAAUGUAACGUAUAAACCUACCUCAGACUGCCAAGCAAAUAAAUUUGAAACAUAUGACUUAAUUAUUUUCAAAAGUUCAAAACCCAAAAUGUUUUAGGGUAAAAUACCAGGCAUUGAUAGAAUAUAAUGAAUUCCACUGAAGGGAAGGGAAAAAUGCGAGAAAGAAGCAAAAACGGUAUUCUGGCUAAGAAAUAUGUCUACCAUUAUAGGUAGAAGACUUCAAUUGGGACACAGAACUACUUUUAUUACGACCUGAUUUUUUCAAUGAAUCUGAAGUUAUUAUUACAAUGACGAUAGUGUUACACAAUGGUAGAAGAAAAUUCUUUCUCAGAAAAGCACAUCUUUUUAUGAAAAGAUGUUUAAUGAAUUGGUAGAAGUUACAGAAUUAGCAGAUUUAAACUCUCAAGGUGAUAUUUAAAACCCCUCAAUAUAAAUUAACUCAUAUUUAAUGGAAAAUAAAUAUUUGACUUGUACACUUAUAUCUGAUUCUGUAUAUAAUUCUACAAUGAUAAUGACAAUAUUUUUGUUGAUAUUGAAAUCAUUAGCCUGUUGCUUAUUAAACUGUAUGCUGUGUAUUAUAUCAAAUACUUCAAUGCAUAUUCAUCCAGACAAUGUUCCGCAAUCAAUUUUGUCUUUAUCGUUUUUUCUUACAUAAACAGUUUUAUUACUUACCUUAAAUCCUUAAAUCUAUGCUUACACAUUCUUAACUAUUUUCCUCUCAUGUAAGAGAAUGCAUGUUGUUCAGGAGAGUGAUUUAAGUGCUUUAACUCCGACACCUCCCUAUUUGUUUGGUGCAAUA